Molecule: messenger RNA, 2163 nt
Organism: Arachis stenosperma
Lineage: Eukaryota; Viridiplantae; Streptophyta; Magnoliopsida; Fabales; Fabaceae
Exons: 1
Coding region: 180-1994 (604 amino acids)
Source: RefSeq, a predicted model, not a curated record
AAUACAGAGUCGUCCUCCAUACAUAACACAUCCCCAACUGGAUUCGAUUCGAUUUCCAUAUCCAAAGCCACAAAAAUUAAAUAAACAAAACAAAAAAAUAAUUAGAACCCUAAAAUGCAAAAUCCCUCCUUUCUUUCAUAAGUCUUAACCCCGUAGCCCCCACCACCCUCCUAUCUAGUAUGGCCAAAAAGAAACCCAUCCCUCAAGAACCACACCAAGACCAAGACCCGCCGCGGACAACACCAGAAAUGGAACAAGAAAAUGAAACUAACUCAGCGCAGAUUCAGAAUCUCAAGAACCUCAACGCCAGGCUCCUCCAAGAAACCACCGACAAGAGGCAUCAGUUGGACUCCCUCAUUGAAGCCAACAAAGCUCUGCAGUCCAAGCUCGACCGUUACGCUUCCGAAAACGGCGCCGUUAAGGAGACGCUUUCCGUUACGGCGGAUAAACAAGCAACCUUGGAAGUAGAGCAACGCGUCCUCCUGGCGUUCGCAGAGACGCAGGCCAGGGAGAUGAGUCUCCGCUUUGACGCGGUCGUGGCUGAGCUAAACGACGUCGUCGCUUUGAAGCGAGAGGCGAGCGAGCUUAGUGUUCGGUUGAACGAGGAGAGGGACGGUUUGAGGAGUGAGCUUGAAUGUGCUGUUCGCGAGGUUAGGAGUGUGAGAGAGAAGCUUCUGGAAGCUGAGAUGAGAGAGAGGACUGUUCGGGAGGAAGCGCAGAAGCUUCGGUUACAACAUGAGAGGUUGGUAGAGGAAGGAAAUGUUAAAGAGAGGGAAAUUGAGGACUUGAAGAAGGAGAGGGAUUUGUCUGUGAGGUCACGUGAGAAGGGUGAGGCUGUGAUUGGGAAAUUGAAGGAGGAUAUUGAACGUGCUGUGAGGGAGAAGAAUGAGAUUGAGAGAGCGAAGAAGAAGUAUGAGUCGAGGAUCGAUGUUCUUGAAUUGGAGAUUAAGGAAUUGAACGAGUCUUUGAAGGGUUUGAAAGGGGAAGAGGCUUCGAUGCGGGGGAGGAUUAGGGAGCUGGAAGAGGGCCUUGGCGUGGCAGCGACUAAGGAAAAGGAGAUGGAGAUGGAAGUGAGGGCAUUGGUGAAUGAGAAAGAAGAAUUGGAGAAGAGAAUUGAGGCGUUGAAUGAGAGUAAAGAUGGUGUUGAGAAGGUUCUAGGCACAGUUCAGAAGGAGUUGGAGGCAAAGCAGCGAGAGAUUGAUGUGGUGAUUAGAGUGAGGGACGAAAUUGAGCAAGUGAAGGCUCAGCGGGAGGAUGAAAUUGUGGAGAUGCAGGGAGAAGUGGUUAGACUGAGGGAUGCUUUGGAGAAGCUGAAAGAGUCAUGUAAAGAGUCUGAAGAGAGAAACCAAGUGUUGUUAUCCGAAGUUGAACGCUAUAGAGGCUCCUUUGAUGGAGUGGUGCUUGAGAAGGAUAACAUCAGAAAGUCAUUUUUUGAGGAGAAGAGCAAAGUGGAGAAUUUGCUGUUGCAAGUUGCUGGGAUGGAGGAAAGACUCCAGCAAACUGAGACCGAGUUGGAUCAGAUGAGAACAGAACGAGAGAAGCUAAUAGAGAAGAACAAGAUGAUAGAAGGCCAUGUAAAUGCAUUGUCAAAGGAAAGGAACGCAUUGCAGAAGAACCUUGUCGAGGCUCAAAGAGUGUCGGAUGAUUUGAGAGCUAAAAUUGAACUUUCCUGUGUUAAUUCAAACUUGGCCUUGGCAUUGUUGAAGAACACUGCUGCACUUGUGUGUCAAAGCAAGGAUGGUUUGAUAGAGGAAGUAGCAUCUGAUGGGAAGAAGAUAGAGGAAGAUGUUCAACCAUUCGUCGAAGAGCUUGACGCAAUAAGGAAGGCAUUCAAGAACAAGGAUGAGAUGGUAGAUGACAUGAAACAACAGCUGGAAUCGCUGCAUAAGUCUGUGUCCGAGGCACAUAAGAAUAGGAACUUGUGGACUGUGAUAUCCUCUGCAACUACAAUUUUCGCUGCGGUGUUUGCCGCGUAUGCUGCUAGAGGACGCUGAUCGCUUGCACCUCUUUCCUCUUCUUAGAUGAGCCAUUUUGGUAACAGGAUCAAGGCUUACCCUCUAUACUACGACAUAAGAACUAGCUAAUCUGUAGUGAAUAAGAUCUGGCUAAUCUGUAGUGAGUUAAAGAACAUGUUGGAAUAUAUGCCUGAUAUUCAUAAUGAAA